AUGGACAGGCUGGGUAGCAUGCAUUGGAAUGGGCCGUGCGGGCAGAAGCACGAGGAGGAGAUGGAGGAGAGUGUCAAGAGGGGAUGGAGCGGCGAGGCGCUGGUAUGGGGACGCGGUCACGUGGCUCGGUUGACGCGGAGCGCGGGGCAAAAUAAAGCGCCGGGGCUCGUCGACUGCUGCGACCCUUUCCUCGGAAACAUCCUCACCUCCUCCAUCUCCUCCAUCUCCUCCUCCUUCGCCAACUCUCAUAUGCUCAAACGACCCCGGGAUGCGUUUGACACGCCAGAAUCGUCUUCGCCGCCUCUUCCUGCCAGCAAACGACGCUACCUCUCCUCUGUUGCUGGUUCGUCUCCCUCAACCUCCGUGUCAUGCCUCUCCACGCCCUAUACUCUCCCGUACUUCCGCUCGCCAUACUCCGAGUCGAUCCCCCACGACUCGCCCUCCAACCCUUUUGGCCUCAACCGCGCCCUCAGAGCCUUGACAAUCCCGCGCCCGACCGGCUUCAGCAAGCACAUCGUCCUCCGCUUGCAGCUCGUCUCUACCGCCGAUCCCGCGGCGCGUCCUCGGAAGAUAUCCGUAUCGGACGCGCCAUACCGCAUCGUGCAGGUCCCGCUGAACUACUCCUUCCGCCUCCUCCACAUGCUGGUUCUCUUUCUUCUUGCUAGCGAUGCACGUCUACGCGUCCGCCGCCGCAAACGCGUUGGGAACCAUGUUCUGCGAUCACGGGCGCCUCCUGCCUCUCAUAAGCCCAAGGACGUUGCCGAUAAUCUGGAAGAUCCUCCAGAAGCGCAGGACGGACAUCUUUUCGAGGUCUACGAGAAUGUACGGCUAUACACCAACACGUACCGCCCUGGGGUCAUCAAGGACGGUACAGGCAAGUUGUACGCCAGGCUCUCAAGCACGCGAGAACGCAAGCUUUUUCCUGAUGGUCCUGUCGGCCGUGCGGACAACGACGUCUUCGGCGGAGCCUCGAUAACACAGUCAGAUGUCGGAACGAUGGACUCCACAGCUGACGAGGACGACGAGGAAGAGGGGUGGGACUGGGAGCCCGAGGACGACUUUCUUCUGUCAAGCGUGUGGACGGAUGGCCCCAGUUUGAAGAAAGGCAUCAUCUACCACCACACACCCUCCACCACCGUCCACAUCACAGUGAACCAGGCGCGCGUACCACCCCGUAAGGGCAUCGGGAACGCGCCAUACGUCUUCGCCGCGCACGGCGGCACAGCUGGCGCGGUCCGCAUCGCGAACAUAGCCCCUAACAUCCCGCCCUCCUCUGCCCCGCCCUCCACCUCCACCGCGCCGCAGCUCCAGCGCAUACGCAAAGGCAAGGCGUUGCAGCAAGCCACCCUCAACGGCGGCAGCGACUCUGAGCGCGACUGGGACAGCUCGUCCGGGUCCGACGCACCCGCACCCGAGCGGCCGUACACAGAUGACGGCGACGAGGUCCCCGACCUCAGUCCGUACGAGACCGCGGACGAGGCCGCGCUCGAGCGCUGGAACGCGCACAACGCGUUCGAGCGCUUCCUCAAACGCGAGGCUGCGCGCGAGCGCGCCAUGCGUCGCCCCAAACCCGCGUCGUCGAGUGCGGUAGCGGGGCCUUCGAGGGUGACACGCGCAAGAAUGGCGGAGGGGGACGUGCCAUCAUCUCCAAUCGGGGCGCGCGGGGGCGCGCACCGCUACGGGCACCGGCGGUACGUGAGCGGGGAGCGCGACCCGGACGUCGACCCGGAUCCGGACGGAGCGGAGGCGUACAUCCCGCCAUCGAGCCCAAGCACGCUCCCGGUAGACAUCCCGUCGGACUGUGAGGCGCUCUGGACGGACACCGACGGCGAGCUCCCGGGGGCGUAUUCCUCCGAGGGAGGAGAGGACGCGCGGGAGAACAUGCGGUACAUGAUCGAGCUGCCGCUGCAGACGCCGUUCCCGACGCACCCUGCGCUGCGGCGGCGCGUGCGGCGGGCGUCGGAGCGUAUGGAGCAACAAGUCAGCAAGGGCCUGAGCGAGUUCGAUGAAGAUGAGCCGGAGGACGAGGACGGGAAGGGAGGCAAGCAAGCGAAAGACGGGGAGGCGGGUGCGAAGGCGGGCGUGAAGGGGAAGGAGAACGUGGUGGCGAAGGCACACCACAAGACGGGGGUGCGCGGACGCGAGCCGGAUCCAGAGGAGAGUCCUGUGAAGGAGAGGGUCGCGGCGCGCAACGCACAUCCGCCUCCACCGGCUGCACAGCCCGAGUCGCCGUCUGAGGAGAACAACGACGAGAGUGAGACCGAGAGCGAGCAGGGGAGUGUCGAGUCGGUGGAGGUGGACGGAUUCACGAUGGGCGCGCCGUGGCUGCGUAUGCGCGGGCCCAAGGACGGGAGCAGUACCGGGCGAGGUAGUCAGUGGGAUUCUGACGAGGAGGUUUAG
Molecule: messenger RNA, 2400 nt
Organism: Trametes versicolor FP-101664 SS1
Lineage: Eukaryota; Fungi; Basidiomycota; Agaricomycetes; Polyporales; Polyporaceae
Exons: 2
Coding region: 1-2400 (799 amino acids)
Source: RefSeq, a predicted model, not a curated record